GUAGAAUCAACUCUGAUGCAUUUUGUUUUCCAGCAUUUUUCCAAACUAUGAAGUGAUCAAUAUGACUUUCUAGUCUCUAUUGUUCAAGUGAGAACUACGAGAAAAUUGUUUGCACUAUACGCCAGAGAAAAACGAAGCUUGUUCUUGGAUAAAUACUCCAUCAAUCUUUAUGAGUACGAUGGUGUGUCGUCGUCGCGUCACGUUGCGUCUUGCUAUAGGUCAGGGUGUGCUCGUCUCGGCAUUACUCCGACGAGGUCCGGAGCAGCGCGAUGCUGCAGCGGCCGCCACAGGUCAUGUUAGAAGCGUUUCUAGAAGCACCUCUCGUGCUUCAGCGCGGGUGGCCGCGUCAUCUUCUAGCAGACCCCAUCCGGAGGACUCGAACCCUGCCGAGACGCGACAAGUGGACUUGGAGACCGAUGAUGAAGGCCACUACCACGCUCCGACAGGUUGUAGCCCUAGCUCAUACAUCACCCGACUACCGAUAUUAUGCGCUUGAUUAGUUUUUGACAGAAAUCAAGGAUGCGUAGUAUGUGAAAUGAUGAUCGCUGUGAGCAAUAGACUUUUGACAGAGUCUGCUUUGUGGUACCUGCAUUUCCUAACAACAAGUAACAUAGAAGCAGAAAGAUCUGAGUUCCAGGCUCAGACAGAAUUUGUUUGUUUUAAAGGAAUAUAGCGUACUUUGGUAUUCCGCGGUCCAUCACAUAGAUGACAUCGAGUUUUAUUUGCUUUACAGUGUAGACGUUCAAGUGAGGCGGAACUCUAAGACUGGGAUCUCUUCCGGUACCCAGCGACUUUGCUAGUGGCAGCUUUUCACCGAUUUUGAACGCGCUGUCCGGUAACGGCAACUUCGGCAACUCGCCUGGCGGUUACACUCCGUACACACGAGGCAGACACAAGGAUGACGAUGACGUGUCGCUAUCCGGUGUCAUUGAUGUGGAAGCAGACACGUCAGGGCACCGAAAUCCGGGUCAUAGGCGAUCACCGGAGGAGCACGUCACUGUGGGAACGAGCAGCGGAGUGGGGGCACAACCACGCGGGGAAAGCAGAAGUGCGGCAGCUUUCAGUACCGGAAGAGCAGAAGAUACGGGAGCACAGUUCGUAGAAGAUGCUGAUGUCGAAGGCAAUAGAGGGCAGGCUGCUGGCGCUGCUUGGCCCUACCGGCCAUUCGAUGUUGAUGUGCAUGAGCACGCGUCAGGAAUACAGCAGGUUAUGGCGCGACAAUGCAUGCGGCAUCCGGGGCGAGUGUUUUGCGCACUCGUCGCAGCGCUCUGCGUGCCUGCAGUAGCGCAGCAUGGACACGAGUGGGUAGGUGCAGCACGUGGCGACAUCGCGGCCUUGAGCGGUGGAGCUGGAGAGGAAGAAUGGGUGACGCUAUCGUCCACUGCAGCGCCUCCGAGUACCUCGUCGUCCUCGCACUACGCAUAUCGGAAAGCGAUUCCCACCACCGCCCCGCCAAGUGCGCCUAACUAUGAGUACGAAUAUCGAAAGCCGGCGCCACCAACGGCCGUCGAGAGUGUGGGGGAUAUGAUGCGUCGCUCUCGGAUGGAGGGUAUGGAUCCGUCAUUAGCAAACGCAGCUGGUGGCUACUCGAGUACAAAGGGAGCAAGCGAGUUCCACUCCGAGGCGAAUUCAGUGCCUCCUAUGGCCGGCGCGCCUAUUGCACCGGGCUCGGUCAGCACAGCCACCGAGAUCGGGGGCCUCAGUGCGCAAGGGCCGCCGUCGGGUCAGCCUGGAACCGUAGUGCAGAACGCAGGGGGAGUGAGCAUUCCACCUCCACCCCCCGGGGCGCCGACGCCGGUUGCAGUACAAGAAGGCGCAUCAGCAGACGCGUCAGCAAGUCCGGUACCGGCUCAACCCUCUACCAUCGCGCAGCCGGAUGCUAGUGCACAGGCAGGCGGGGCAGGUGCUUACGGGGUUUCCUCAAGCAGCAGUCGGCCUACCAUCAUGAAUGUCACCACGUCGACGUCGCAGACGACUACCCCGGAAGAGCGCAUGAACCCGUUUGUUGCCGGAACUGAUCAGUGCUUCGCGUUGGUUUCGCUACCCGAAAAAGCACCUGCCGUCUGGGAGCGAUUGCAACGGGACUUCAUGCAGAAUUACUUCAGUUUCUACUGCUCUGAGAGCGACCUGCGUGCGCAUAUGGGAGAGUCGUGGUUUGACCGGCCCUCUGGGAUUUAUGACAAGCACGACCAUCUGGUCGCAAAACCGAGCGCGAGUGUCGUUUCUCCUCGUCGUAAUGCGUCGGCGGAUGCCUCAGGCGUGCCACUGCAGCAAUCGUCUUCGUCUCAGAGCACGCUGAAAAGGGAGGCACUCUCCAAUUCUUCUAGCAAGUUGAACCAUGUGCUAUUCCGCAAAGACGGGGACACUUCGGCACAGAAGGCUUAUGGUUCUGUUUCAUUCAAAAAAUUGCCGCUACUCUUAUUCAAGAACACGUUCUAUAAGUUCAUUCUCAGUUGAGUAGUUUUGCUGCAUAAAAUCUUGCAACAGGAGGCACACCAGAUAUUUCCCAGAUGUAUUUUUUUUGUUUUGUUUUGCAAGCAAAAACAGAGUUAGUGAUGAAGCUGUUGGAGGAUCCUGCGUAGUCCAACUAGAUCCUCUUGUAAUCAACGCGCUGCUCUCCUCGUACACGUACGUCAAGCACAGGGUUAGUACAGUUGUACAUCAAUUCUAAUUCAUUUUUUUUGUUUUGUAGUUGUCCGCUUCAAAAGUAGACGAGCAUAUAAGUACACGCAAGCAAAGUCACUAUCUUUCUCUACUAGCAGGUCUAAUAGCCGAAGCGUCUUGAAAACAAAAUCGAGGCGCGUGAGGACCUCGCAUUCCAGGACUUUUUGGAUUUGUACUUGCAAAUGUGGCAGUCCUCACUGGUGAACGUGGAGUCCUUCUGCCAAAGAUUUGGGGUCGGGAUCAAUGAAGAGACUGCGAACCUGCGGUUCCUUGCGUUUCGUGCUCGUGCGGCGACCGACGUCGUUCAUAUGGAAACGGAAAACUAUCACCACGCAAAAAGAGUGAGGGAUGCCUUUGCGCGUGCGGAAGGCUUGGUCCAGUCGAAAAACGAAGAGGCCCGUACGAGCGGAUAUGAUAGAUUAGUUAUUCUAAAGAAUCUAGUAGCGAAUCUGAGACUACUUAAAUUAUCUCGGAGAGCUAUUCGUAGCCCAGAGUGCUAAGUCUAAAGUACUGCAUGCCUUCAUCUAGUGGGACUAAAUGUUUUACUAGGUAGUCAUGAUUUGUUUCGACGUGAUCCGAUGCAUGACUUUUCUUUUUACAUUAACUGCAGGUGAUGAAUCGGCCAUCACCCUGCAGAAGAACGCAGCGCACUGGGCAAUGGAGACGCGCGAUGCCUUGAUUGCCGUUCGGGGGGCGCAAGCGCGCGUCGCAGCAAUUCAUAGGGAAUGCUUGCAGCGAGAGCAAAACGGCUUCGACAACAUCUUCGGUGGCAUCGUCCAGGAAGAGGCCCCGGCGACAAAAGAUUUCGUUGUACUUAGUAAUCUGAGUUAAGUAGGUUCAGGUGGUACUUCUCGUCAGGUUUCAACACCUAGAAUUAUGGUUUAAGCAUAUCCUCUUCUCGUCCUGGACGAUAAUUGUACUUUCGGUCAUUCUGACGGCCUCCCACGUCUAAGAAAAAUACAUCUAACAACAAAUAAUUAGUACGUCAGGGCACUUUUGACGCGCCGAGCCUGGAGCUAGAGGGUAGUGGGUGUCCGCAACUUUCUUGGUUUUUGCCGGAAUCUCAUCAAUGGCUUGAGACUUCUACAGAGAUUGCGCUCACCCAAUUUCUGCAGUCCCAGGUGGAACAACGCUUCCUGCAGUAUGGUUCUGAUGUUCCCACGGCGUAUAUCGUUAAGGCUACGACUGUUCCUACCUUUUAGCUCGAGGAAAAACAACAAGUAUAUCGCUUUUAUUGGUUGGUGUACUAUAAUAGCAUAAACAUGGGCUUCUGGCAAGGCUCCCCAGCUUGUUUUUGCUGUAAUGUAUCUAAUGAGCGCGAGUAUUUGGGGACAAGACAAACUAUGGAGUAUCAUGCGCAAACCGACGACGGGGCUUGGGAGGACUAUGCAGCGCCUAAAACGGUAGCUCCAAAGAGCAGUGCGCCUACAACAACGGUCGCUCCAAAGAAAUCUUCUAGAAGUGAAUUUUUGUAUGGAAAGACAGCUCCGACUUCUGUCACCGCUUCGCCAGGUACUACUGCAGCUAGCCGUGGGACUGAGACUACUUCUCCGCAGGAAGCAUUAGCAGCCUCUACCAGCCGUAGUCCUACAGCCCCUCCAACCACAAGCCUUAUCAAACAUGCGUCUGCGCGAACAACAGGAGAAAAAGUGGUGUUGGAGCACGAUGCUCGGCGAGUUUCUGCCAUGGACGAAGAGUCGAGCACCCCAAUGGUAGCUGUGCUGCCUCUGGAUUGGUCGGUUAGAGACCCCAGUCGUGAGGUAGCUUUCAAAUGGAAGUCAAAAAGCGAUGACUUGGACGCCUACUCUUAUCUUACGGCUCGUAAUGUGGCGUAACGGUUGGCGUAUUAGAGUUUCCGUUUCGUAUUGCUAUUGAUUCAUGACGCGUGUCGCCCUCCACAGAGAUUGAAAAGUCACUGUAGUAAAGAUACGAAUAAAGAAAGUCACGCACUUCUAAUUUUUUGCCGUGGCUUGUGGCUGAGGCGCGUACAAAAGAGGCGGCUGAGCCACCGAUUGUGCCAGGUUACUCUAUUAUGAAAAUCGGAAUUUUUAUAUUGAGGAUUAAAAAACUUAAACUUUGAUGUAUCGGAACUCGCUCGCACUACAAAAAAAAAAACAAAAAAAAAAAAAUCGUGACGAUUUGGUUUGCAUUGUUUAGUAAAGUCAUUGCCUAGACGGGGUUUGAGAAGAAAGUCUCUAACUCUUGCUCGUCCAGCCGAGGUGCGCCUCUGCCUCCAGUCUUAGGCAAUGCCCUCUUGCGAAACCCUUACCGCAGGGAGUGCCUGCAUAAGUGGUCCUACGUGCCGCCGAACCUUGUCCCGGAGCCACUGUCGCGUUUAUGUUAUAGUUUUGUAAUUACGUCAGUCGUAUCAGGCGGGAAUUCAUUCAUGAAUCGCUAUGACGAUUUUAUCUCUGCUUGGUGUUUGGCAUCAGCCGAAAUUUGUAAUAUCAUGCGCUCGUCUAAGUUUCCAUCCAAACAUCAAGGGGGAGGAGAUGCCGGCGCUGUCGCAGCCAGGUUUCGAUGUUGCGGGAGUCACUAACCUCGUCAUGCGGACCAAAAGACCGACGCAGGAAAAUGCAGAUUCAUAA
Molecule: messenger RNA, 5252 nt
Organism: Amoebophrya sp. A25
Lineage: Eukaryota; Dinophyceae; Syndiniales; Amoebophryaceae
Source: the annotation of a GenBank genome assembly